Messenger RNA from Cercocebus atys (sooty mangabey), 3913 nucleotides. RefSeq names its product smoothened, frizzled class receptor (gene SMO). Gene Ontology annotation, cellular component: plasma membrane; cilium; dendrite. Gene Ontology annotation, molecular function: transmembrane signaling receptor activity; patched binding. The transcript is spliced from 12 exons. The coding region runs from base 850 to 2823 and encodes 657 amino acids. Gene Ontology annotation, biological process: smoothened signaling pathway; central nervous system development; commissural neuron axon guidance. The record is from RefSeq and is a predicted model, not a curated record. Lineage: Eukaryota; Metazoa; Chordata; Mammalia; Primates; Cercopithecidae.
AUGACCUCGUGAUCCACCCACCUCGGCCUCCCAAAGUGGGAUUACAGGCAUGAGCCACCACGCCCGGCCGGAGGAGGGCAUUGCUUCUUAACUGGCAGAAACUUGCUCUGCACCCUGGAAUAUAUUCUGAAAGCUGGGAGCAGUCAGAGGCCUCAAACAAAUAAUCAUAAGAGCUAACAUUUCCUGAGCGCUUACUACAUAACAGGUACUGCCAAGGGCAUUUAAAGUGUUAUCUCACUUUUCACAGCAGUUCCAUAAGGUAAAUCUAUCAUCCCCAUUUUACAGAUGAGGCCACUAAGGCUAAAGAUAAAGUACUUUGCGCAAGAUCAUAGAGCCAGGAAAGAGUGGAGCCAAGAUUUGGACCCAGGCUGGCCAAUUGCUGUGCGCAUGCUCCUUACCCCUCUACUAUAUUGCCUUCCCUCCAAAGGAGAGGUUACCUGUCUCUGCCACCCCCAGCCUGGAAAUGUGACCAGCACCCACAUUGGCUCUCACAUCGUCAUAUUCUCUCCUAAUGCAACUUCUUGUUUGGGAAAUAGAUAUUGCUGAAGCCGGGAUGAUUCAGGAGGGGCUUCUGUGAUGGGCAGGGUGGAGGACUAUGCUGGGGAGGGGUGCUGGGAGAUCGCCAUCUGUUUCUGUCUUGCUGACAGCAUUUUUCCCCUCUCCGCACUGGACAGAGCCUCCUCUGUUCCUCUCCAUCUGACUUCCUGCUUCCUCCUCUGGCUUUGGAGUGCCUGGCUCCUCUGACUACCUCUUCUUAAGCCCCCAUCUCUUCUCUCUCUCACUCCACUUGGCCUCCGGAAUGCUCCCCGCUGCUGGGCAGUGAUCCAGCCCCUGCUGUGUGCCGUAUACAUGCCCAAGUGUGAGAAUGACCGGGUGGAGCUGCCCAGCCGUACCCUCUGCCAGGCCACCAGAGGCCCCUGUGCCAUCGUGGAGAGGGAGCGGGGCUGGCCUGACUUCCUGCGCUGCACUCCUGACCGCUUCCCUGAAGGCUGCACGAAUGAGGUGCAGAACAUCAAGUUCAACAGUUCAGGCCAGUGCGAAGUGCCCUUGGUUCGGACAGACAACCCCAAGAGCUGGUACGAGGACGUGGAGGGCUGCGGCAUCCAGUGCCAGAACCCGCUCUUCACCGAGGCUGAGCACCAGGACAUGCACAGCUACAUCGCGGCCUUUGGGGCCGUCACAGGCCUCUGCACGCUCUUCACCCUGGCCACAUUCGUGGCUGACUGGCGGAACUCGAAUCGCUACCCUGCUGUUAUUCUCUUCUACGUCAAUGCGUGCUUCUUUGUGGGCAGCAUUGGCUGGCUGGCCCAGUUCAUGGAUGGUGCCCGCCGGGAGAUCGUCUGCCGUGCAGAUGGCACCAUGAGGCUUGGGGAGCCCACCUCCAAUGAGACUCUGUCCUGCGUCAUCAUCUUUGUCAUCGUGUACUAUGCCCUGAUGGCUGGCGUGGUUUGGUUUGUGGUUCUCACCUAUGCCUGGCACACUUCCUUCAAAGCCCUAGGCACCACCUACCAGCCUCUCUCGGGCAAGACCUCCUACUUCCACCUGCUCACUUGGUCACUCCCCUUUGUCCUCACUGUGGCAAUCCUUGCUGUGGCGCAGGUGGAUGGGGACUCUGUGAGUGGCAUCUGUUUUGUGGGCUACAAGAACUACCGAUACCGUGCGGGCUUCGUGCUGGCCCCAAUCGGCCUGGUGCUCAUCGUGGGAGGCUACUUCCUCAUCCGAGGAGUCAUGACUCUGUUCUCCAUCAAGAGCAACCACCCGGGGCUGCUGAGUGAGAAGGCUGCCAGCAAGAUCAAUGAGACCAUGCUGCGCCUAGGCAUUUUUGGCUUCCUGGCCUUUGGCUUUGUGCUCAUUACCUUCAGCUGCCACUUCUACGACUUCUUCAACCAGGCUGAGUGGGAGCGCAGCUUCCGGGACUAUGUGCUGUGUCAGGCCAAUGUGACCAUCGGACUGCCCACCAAGAAGCCCAUCCCUGACUGUGAGAUCAAGAAUCGCCCGAGCCUUCUGGUGGAGAAGAUCAACCUGUUUGCCAUGUUUGGAACUGGCAUCGCCAUGAGCACCUGGGUCUGGACCAAGGCCACGCUGCUCAUCUGGAGGCGCACCUGGUGCAGGUUGACUGGGCAGAGUGACGAUGAGCCCAAGCGGAUCAAGAAGAGCAAGAUGAUUGCCAAGGCCUUCUCCAAGCGGCACGAGCUCCUGCAGAACCCAGGCCAGGAGCUGUCCUUCAGCAUGCACACUGUGUCCCACGAUGGGCCUGUGGCGGGCUUGGCCUUUGAUCUUAAUGAGCCCUCAGCUGAUGUCUCCUCUGCCUGGGCCCAGCAUGUCACCAAGAUGGUGGCUCGGAGAGGAGCCAUACUGCCCCAGGAUAUUUCUGUCACCCCUGUGGCAACUCCAGUGCCCCCAGAGGAACAAGCCAACCUGUGGCUGGUUGAGGCAGAGAUCUCCCCAGAACUGCAGAAGCGCCUGGGCCGGAAGAAGAAGAGGAGGAAGAGGAAGAAGGAGGUGUGCCCGCUGGCGCCGCCCCCUGAGCUUCACCCCCCUGCCCCUGCGCCUAGUACCAUUCCUCGACUGCCUCAGCUGCCCCGGCAGAAAUGCCUGGUGGCUGCAGGUGCCUGGGGAGCUGGGGACUCUUGCCGACAGGGAGCGUGGACCCUGGUCUCCAACCCAUUCUGCCCAGAGCCCAGUCCCCCUCAGGAUCCAUUUCUGCCUAGUGCACCAGCCCCCACGGCCUGGGCUCACGGCCGCCGACAGGGCCUGGGGCCCAUUCACUCCCGCACCAACCUGAUGGAGGCAGAACUCAUGGAUGCAGACUCGGACUUCUGAGCCUGCAGAGCAGGACCUAGGACAGGAAAGAGAGGAACCAAUACCUUCAAGGCUCUUCUUCCUCACCGAGCGUGCUUCCCUAGGAUCCCGUCUUCCAGAGAGCCUGUGGGCUGACUGCCCUCCCAGGAGAGUUCUGGAUGUCUGGCUCAAAGCAGCAGGACUGUGGUAAAGAGCCUAACAUCUCCACGGGGAGGCCUCACCCCAGGGACAGGGCCUGGAGCUCAGGGUCCUUGUUUCUGCCCCACCAGCUGCAGCCUGGUUGGCAGCAUCUGCUCCAUCGGGGCAGGGGGUAUGCAGAGCUUGCGGUGGGGCAGGAAUGGUGGAGGCAGAGGUGACAGUUCCCAGAGUGGGCUGUGGUGGCCAGGGAGGCAGCCUAGCCCACGUCUGGCCGAUGAGGGCUGGCUGCCGUUUUCUGGGCUGAUGGGUGUCCUUUCCUGGCAAUCUCAGUGCAAAAGUGUUAAUUUUUUCAUUAGUCCUUUGUCUAAGUAGGGCCAGGGCUCCCUCUUCCUCUCCCAGGUGUUUGUGGGGCUGGAAGGGCCUGCUCCCAUAGGGGCCAUGUCGCUUCUUAAUAGUUGGCCCUACCCCAAACCCAUUUUUUGUUCUCCUGUAUCCUCCUUCCCUUGUUCCACUUCAGUUCAAUUUCAGAGGUGCCAACCUCUUCGCAUUUCUUUUUUUUUGAUGAGGACCCAGAGCUGCUGCACACACUCACCUCCAACCCCCUCCCCUCACUGCUGGGCCCCAUCUCCAUGGGAGAGACUGGUUCAGCUCUAGGGCCUCAGCCUGGAGUGGGAUAGGAGAGGAGAGUAAUGGGGCCUCCGAAAGAUGUGUCAUCUCUUCCUCACACCCAUUCAGUGGGGGAUGGGUCCUCUAGACUUGAGGGGCUGCCCUGGGAAGCUGCUGUAGCUUCAGCCAGGCAAGAAAGCUUCCUUCAACCUGCAUAGCCGGUGGGUGAGAUUCCCACCUUCCAUAGCCUCCAACCAUGUUCCCAAGGCCCCACUUUCAAGAAUCAGACAGCAGGAAGCCAUAGAUGCUGGCUGGGUUCCAGGUUAUGGGGAGAAGAAAUACAGUCAAUAAAAGGUUUUUGUAUAAA